ACCCUUCCCAGCAGGGGAGGCGGGAAAAACAGCGAAAGCCUCGCCCACCGCCCUCCCCCAGCCUCGCCACUCCCAGGUUCCUCCGGACUCAUCCUCCUGGGAUUGCCUCGGAGGGGACACGCCGCGCAGACGCCAUGGAAGUGGUGCUGCUCUUCCUGUGUGGCCUCCUGGCCCCAGCGGUCCUGGCCAGUGCCACUGAGCAGGAGAAAGAAAAGGACCCUUUUCAUUAUGACUACCAGACCCUGAGAAUUGGGGGAUUGGUGUUUGCUGUGGUCCUCUUCUCGGUGGGGAUCCUGCUUAUCCUCAGUCGCCGAUGCAAGUGCAGUUUCAAUCAGAAGCCGCGGGCUCCUGGGGAUGAGGAGGCUCAGGUGGAGAACCUCGUCACUGCAAAUGCCACGGAGCCCCAGAAAGCAGAGAACUGAAGUGCAGCCCCCAGGCGCAAAGAACCUGAAGGCAGCUGCUUGAACCUUUAGAUGCAAAUGCUGAUGCUUAAGAAAACCGGCCACUUCAGCAACAGGUCUUUCCCCAGGAGAAGCCAAGAGCUUAUGUGUCCCCAGCCCCUCGACACCUGUCCUCAGCUUAAUAAUGCAACCCCGCCUCCCCCACCUGGAGCCUGUGGUCUUGUCCACCUCCUGUGAUGUGUGUGUCUGUGUGUGUGUGUCGGAUGACCGUGAUCUUUGUGGUUGCUUGUUCGUGGAUGAUGUUGUGUUUUAGUGAACCCGAACCCACCUUCCUGGGCCGGAGCUGAGCCAUGUGGCUGGCAGCGCCUCUCUCUCUCCGUGGCCCAUCACCUCCCACUCUUGGGAGUCUGCUUUUUCUCUGAGAGACCAGUCCCUUCUCUUGAUUUCAGGGUGGCUAUAGGGGUCUGGUGGGAAUCUCCAGUUGGCUUGGGGCUUGGGAAGGUUUACAUCACCUUCAUGACCCUUGUGCAUGGCUGCUUUUCACUCCUUUUGUAAGAACCUUGCUUCCAUACUUGUCCCUGGACCAAAUCUGUGCUGAGGUCUCUUGGCAGUGGGAGGUUCCAGCAAGGAGCUGAUGAGCCCACCUUGCCCUCGGGUGGCUGAACCCUUUCCCUGGUGCCCAUAUGCCCCGCCUUACCCUGCCCCCGGGGAAAUGUGCCCCUUGCAUAUCUUCUCAGCAAUAACCCCCCGGGCUCUGGAACCAUUCGCCCUUCUCCAGCCUUCCCUGCUCCAGAGACUCCCAUCUAUAGCCAGCUCGCCUGGACCUAGACUCUCAUCCCUGAACUGGGGCUCUGGCAGGUCAUGGCUGAGUGGAUGCAUUUGGCUGGGGCCCGUGCUCUGGGGAGGGGCAGCAUGGAGAAAGAGCAGGGGUCUUCUGCUUGGCUGUCUGCGCCCUGCUGGCCAGGCAGCAGCGCCGGCCCCCGCCCCCUCUGCUAGCCUGGCCCCAGGUUAGGGAGCAGGCAGGGCUCCAGGCAGCCCCACUGCAGGGGGAGCAGCAGGAGGUCCCAGGUGGUGAAGAGAGUGGAAAGUCAGAGCCCGCCCCUCCCGCCCCUCGUGUUCUCGUGGAAACUGACCAACCGUGCCGCUGUGACCAGGACUGCUGUUCUCUGUGUCGUGAUCUCUCCUCUCAACAAGGACAAAAAGGAAUAAAAUACCACUUGUUUCCUA
Messenger RNA from Bubalus bubalis (water buffalo), 1628 nucleotides. Its product is annotated as FXYD domain-containing ion transport regulator 6. The record is from RefSeq and is a predicted model, not a curated record. Gene Ontology annotation, biological process: regulation of sodium ion transmembrane transporter activity. Lineage: Eukaryota; Metazoa; Chordata; Mammalia; Artiodactyla; Bovidae. Gene Ontology annotation, cellular component: membrane. The transcript has 8 exons. Bases 135 to 422 code for a protein of 95 amino acids. Gene Ontology annotation, molecular function: sodium channel regulator activity.